Messenger RNA from Arabidopsis thaliana (thale cress), 1918 nucleotides. RefSeq names its product myb domain protein 30 (gene MYB30). Gene Ontology annotation, molecular function: sequence-specific DNA binding. Bases 841 to 1584 code for a protein of 247 amino acids. The transcript is spliced from 2 exons. The record is from RefSeq and is marked reviewed. Lineage: Eukaryota; Viridiplantae; Streptophyta; Magnoliopsida; Brassicales; Brassicaceae. Gene Ontology annotation, biological process: response to stress; regulation of DNA-templated transcription. Gene Ontology annotation, cellular component: nucleus.
GAGAGACCCAAGAGUCCAAGACCAAGAGGGGUCAGCAAAUUUCUCUUUCUCCUUUUAUAUAUAUAUAUAGAAGAAGAAGUGGACAUAGACCUUUGUCGCCAAGCUUAACCAUUAGAUCCAUUUCAGAGCUAAGCGUACUAAUUAGUGUACUAAGGGUAGUGUGACUCAUUACCACCUAAAGUAGUUUCAAUUUUCUUCUAUUUUUCUUGGCAAAGAGUUAUAGUGGGAAACAAAGGGAGUGGUUAAUAAAGAAUUAAUUAGUUAAUUAAGGGAGUUCAAGAUCAUAAUGGUGAGGCCUCCUUGUUGUGACAAAGGAGGAGUGAAGAAAGGGCCAUGGACUCCUGAAGAAGAUAUCAUUUUAGUCACUUACAUCCAAGAACAUGGUCCUGGUAAUUGGAGAGCUGUUCCUACCAAUACUGGUAUGUAUAAUCUUCAUUCAUCAUCUCUCCUCUCUACCUCUCUAUAGAUUUGUAUGUAGAUAUUAUUUGGAUUUAAUCUAUGAGAGUGAGAGAUAGACAAGGAAUCAAAUUGGUUUGGAUUGAAAUUUGUGUUCUCCAAAUUGGUUUUGAUCUUCAUUUGGUUCUUCUUUAGGUCUUUAAGAUUGUGGAAUCAGCUUAAUGAAAACAUAUGUAGAAAUUAGGGUUUUGUUUAUUGACCAUGAAAUUAAGAUCUAAUGCAUGAGAUCUUGUUAUUUAUAUAUUUUCUCAUCGGUUCUCAAUAUUUGUUCGUUCUUAUAAAUUUUCAGGGCUGCUUAGAUGCAGCAAGAGUUGUAGACUUAGAUGGACAAACUAUUUAAGGCCAGGAAUCAAAAGAGGCAAUUUCACAGAACAUGAAGAAAAGAUGAUUGUUCAUCUCCAAGCCCUCUUAGGAAAUAGAUGGGCUGCAAUUGCGUCAUAUCUUCCACAAAGGACAGACAAUGACAUUAAGAACUAUUGGAACACUCAUUUGAAGAAGAAACUCAACAAAGUCAAUCAAGAUUCUCAUCAAGAACUUGACCGUUCCUCGCUCUCAUCUUCACCAUCGUCUUCUUCUGCUAAUUCCAACUCAAACAUCUCAAGAGGCCAAUGGGAAAGGCGACUUCAAACCGAUAUCCACUUGGCGAAAAAGGCUCUCUCUGAGGCUUUAUCUCCUGCCGUUGCACCAAUCAUUACAUCUACAGUGACAACAACGUCUUCCUCUGCUGAAUCAAGACGCUCUACUUCCUCAGCUAGCGGGUUUCUUAGGACGCAAGAAACAUCUACAACUUAUGCCUCAAGCACCGAAAAUAUCGCGAAAUUGCUCAAAGGGUGGGUGAAAAACUCGCCGAAGACUCAAAACUCCGCGGAUCAAAUCGCUUCUACAGAGGUAAAAGAAGUGAUCAAGAGUGAUGAUGGGAAGGAGUGUGCAGGGGCAUUUCAGUCAUUUUCUGAGUUUGAUCACUCAUAUCAACAGGCUGGUGUUUCACCUGAUCAUGAGACCAAACCAGACAUAACUGGAUGCUGCAGUAACCAAAGUCAAUGGUCUUUGUUUGAGAAGUGGUUGUUUGAGGAUUCUGGUGGACAGAUUGGUGAUAUUCUAUUGGAUGAAAACACUAAUUUCUUCUGAAGAGUUUGCUUUAAUCACAUGGUUCUAAUUUUAGGAUCCUCAUCUCUAUUUUUUUUUUUGGGUUUUCCAAAUUAACUCGCUUAGAUUAUCGUGAGAUAAAUCAGUAAUAAUUUUAUUUAUUUUCCCUCUUUAAUUUACAAUUAAUGAUGGGGUUGUUUUAUAUAUGGCCCUGUGAAUUCUGAAGGGGCCUGAAAAAUGUCCACCCAAUGAUUUUAGUAGUAUUGGUGUAAAAUCCUAUAUCUAUUUUUUAUUUAUUAAAAUGUUGUUAUUGCUUGAUUUUUCUUUUGCUUUGUAACUUGUAAGUAUGAUUUACUUUUGAGAUGUUAACCUAAAA